UGCCCGGGGCGGAGGGCACCGGCCGGGGGGAGAACCAGCGGCUGGCAGCCACCGUGCCGCAGCCGCUGCCACGGUUGUGGCCUCAGCGCCGGUGUCGCUCGGGGGUCCCCGCGGUUCCUCGCGGGGUACGGGGGGUCCCCAUCCCGUCGUGUCCUCGCCGGGUGUCGCUCGGUACCGCGGUGCGCUCCGCCCCGCCGGGAGCAGCCCCGGCUUCCUCGGUGACAUCCCCACGCUGCCACCAACGCUGCUUCUCAAACUUUUCUAACUCGGGAAUUACCGCUGAGCAGCCAUGGAGAAGAUGCAGCAGAUCGUGGGGCGGGCCAGGGCCGCCUUCCAGUCGGGCCGGAGCCGCCCGCUGGAGUUCAGGAUUCAGCAGCUGAAGGCCCUGGAGAGGAUGGUGCAGGAGAAGGAGAAGGAGAUCCUGGCAGCCCUCAAGGCGGAUCUGAACAAGUGUGGGCACAACGCCUAUAGCCAUGAAAUUCUGGGCGUGCUGGGGGAGCUGGCCCUCACCAUGGAGAAGCUGCCGUCCUGGGCAGCCCCUCAGCCCGUGAAGAAGAACCUGCUGACCAUGAGGGACGAGGCCUACAUCGGCUACGAGCCCCUGGGCGUGGUGCUGGUCAUCGGGGCCUGGAACUACCCCUUUGUGCUGGUCAUGCAGCCCCUGAUCGGGGCCAUCGCAGCAGGCAAUGCCGUGGUGGUGAAGCCGUCGGAGGUCAGCGAGAACACGGCUCGGCUGGUGGCUGAGCUCCUCCCACAGUACCUGGACAAGGAUCUGUAUGCUGUGGUCACUGGAGGAGUUCCUGAGACAACCGAGCUGCUGACCCAGAGAUUUGAUCACAUCCUCUACACUGGCAACACUGCAGUGGGCAAAAUUGUGAUGGCAGCAGCUGCCAAGCACCUGACCCCUGUCACCCUGGAGCUGGGGGGGAAGAGCCCCUGCUACAUCGACAAGGACUGUGACCUGGCUGUCGCCUGCAGGCGGAUAACAUGGGGCAAGUACAUGAACUGUGGGCAAACCUGCAUCGCCCCAGACUACAUCCUGUGUGACCCAUCCAUCCAGAGCAAGGUGGUGGAGAACAUCAAGGCGACUCUGAAGGAAUUCUAUGGGGAGGACGUGAAGUCGUCUCCGGACUAUGAAAGGAUCAUCAACCAGCGUCACUUCAGGAGGGUCAAGAGCCUGCUGGAAGGGCAGAAGAUUGCUCAUGGGGGAGAGACUGAUGAGGCCUCCUGCUUCAUAGCACCAACCAUCCUCACGGAUGUUUCCCCGGAGUCCAAGGUGAUGGAGGAGGAAAUCUUUGGGCCAGUGCUGCCCAUUGUGACUGUGAAGAGCGUGGAGGAAGCCAUUGAGUUCAUCAACCUUCGGGAGAAGCCCCUAGCCCUGUAUGUGUUCUCCAACAACAAGCAGUUAAUCAAGAGAGUCAUCUCGGAAACCUCCAGCGGUGGUGUGACUGGAAAUGAUGUCAUUAUGCAUUUCUUCCUCUCAACUUUGCCUUUUGGUGGUGUUGGUCACAGCGGGAUGGGCGCCUACCACGGCAAGCACAGCUUCGAGACCUUCUCCCACCGCCGCGCCUGCCUGAUCAAGGACCUGAAGAUGGAGAGCGCCAACAAAAUGCGGUACCCACCUGGCAGCCAGAAGAAGGUGGACUGGGCCAAGUUCUUCCUGCUGAAACGGUUUAACAAGGCCCGAAUUGGGCUCUUUGUCCUGGCCCUGCUGGGGGUUGUGGCAGCGGUGAUGAUUAAGAGCCACCAGUCUGUGCUGAAGAGAAAAGCCCUCUUGGUUGUGCUGGCUGUGCAGAGGCUGGGCUGGCCCAGUGGGUGGUAAGGAGGAGCAGGUUUCAGAGCACUGCUGUGGCUGUCACAGUGAGGUGAUUAACUGAUGAAGAGAGGAGAAGGCACCAUGUGCACGUCAUACUCUGGGUGCUUGCUUUGUGUCUGUUUCCUUAAGCUGGGAAGUCAUUGUUUUCUUUUGUUCUGGGUGAUUUCAGUGAGCUGUCGAGCACACAGAGUAGCCUUAGAGAGGCACUAACCACGAGAAGGCUCAGAUUCCUGUUUACUUAAAAGCCAUGCUGGAACAGAGGGACCAGUGGGGACAAGCUCUCCGAAGGAGGACUGCAGAGCAAGAAAUUCCAGUCCCUACCUCCACCCCAUGCCAUGCAGAGCUUCCAGGGACACAGAGUGUCCUGCACCAAACCACUCACCUUCCUUCAGUGACCAAAUUUCAGCAAUCCUUGGGUUGACAGUGUUUUCCCUGCAGUUUUUGGGAUGGUCUGAACACCCACCCUCUUGGUGACAAGCCUGAGACAGGCUGCCCGAUGCAUUUGGCCAAGCAUGGUGGCUGUGAAUAAACCCAGUGAGGUUCCCCUUGCCAUUUAAUUGAGGUGAAACAUUCUCACAUCUCUGCAAUCCAGAAUCAUCCACAGCUGGUCAGAGGCUGCUUGCUGGGUUCUGUGUUUCAUCAAGUGCCUUUAACAGUUAUUUAGCAGUUAGAAAAUUCCAAAGGUGAUGCCUGCGCUGCCUGUAUUGUGCUGAGUGUCUCAAGCUGGAGCAAAAGAACUUCCAGGCCCGUUCAGAGAAGUGGGAAUGACAAAUACCUUGUGGAUUAGCCCAGCCCCACACAGCCACUUGCUUUUUCCCUGUGGGAUGGGGAAGAGAAUUGGAAGAAAGUGAGAAAACUUGUAUGUUGAGAUAAAAGUAGUUCAAUAGGUGAAGUGAAGACUGGGCUUGCGGGCAGAUCAAAGCAAAUUAAGAAAUUUGUUCAUUAAUUCCCUUCAUCAGGCAGGUGUUCAGCCAUCCCCAGGAGAGCAGGGCAUCAUCAUACCUGGUGGUGACUUGGGAAGACAAAACACCAUAACUCCCCAUGUCACAAACCCAAAACAGCACCAUCCUUCUACAAAGAAACUCAGUGUCUAACACAAAAAUUAACUUCAUCCCAGCCAAAGCCAGUACAAAGCUGUUCCUGGUCAGAUUCCUCCAAGGGAAAACAAUUACUGGAAGAGUAAGUGUGUGCUCCUUCGUGUUCGAGCUUCUCAGGACUCUGUAAUCUUGCACUGGGGGAUAAUGUGGGGCUUGUUCUAGCUUGGGGGAAGGAUGCUGAAGGAGUUGAAGGUGAAAGAGCCUUAGAACUAUUAAUGUUAAAGCAAAUUGAAAAAUUAUUACUAAAUGCAAUUAAUACAGAGUAGAAAAUUACAUUUAUUGUGCAAUAAGUGGGAUUUCUUCAUGUCUGGUGAAAAUCCAUGUGCUAAGCCCUUUUGAUGAUACAUUUUGCAAGCCACUAAAUAAACACUGAUAAUUUAAAUAAUAAA
Molecule: messenger RNA, 3302 nt
Organism: Vidua chalybeata
Lineage: Eukaryota; Metazoa; Chordata; Aves; Passeriformes; Viduidae
Product: aldehyde dehydrogenase family 3 member A2-like
Exons: 12
Coding region: 290-1822 (510 amino acids)
Biological process (GO): aldehyde metabolic process
Cellular component (GO): cytoplasm
Molecular function (GO): aldehyde dehydrogenase (NAD+) activity
Source: RefSeq, a predicted model, not a curated record